GCCCGACUCGUUUGCCACUUUUGGAAUGAUAUCUUGCUCUUCUUCCGCCAACCCAAAUUGACCCUGCGACUUUACCAGAAAGGUUUCCAGAGUGUAAUGUGCUGUAAUCCGACCCCAUUCCAUCUAUUCUGUGUCACCAUGGAGCCCCGAAUUGCGAGAUCCAUUGGUGAACACGGAUGCCCAGGAAAGUACCAUGCACCUUCUCAACGAAUAAUGUCAUCCGAAUCCAAAUUGCUCCACGUUUGCGAUAAGUUCUCCGCAAAGGUGGAAGAGAUCUGGAUAAGUUUUGAGGAUGCCGGAUUAAUCGCAACAUUACACCAACUGCUGCAAACGUGCUGCCCAAAUUUGAAAAGUCUUGGAAUUGGUUAUCGCAACAAAUCAGAUCCCGAAGUUCUGAACACCUUAAAUAACGCCACUGGAAACCUGGAGUUCCGUACUCGCCCUGCACUGACAUCAAUAAGAAUAAUGGAUGACACGAAGGACUCUUCGUUCCUUCCCCGUGACUCAAGCGCUACUAAAUUCUGCCCUAAAUUUGACCCAUUUUACGUACCUGCAUGGCGCCAAGUAUCCCGAUUUAAGUAAACAUACAGCCUUGAAGUGGAUCGAGAUGGGUUGGUACAGAAAAGUGGUCCCGAAUUGUCGCCAUGUCCACGGUCUGAACCAAAUGUUGCACGGAGUAAGAGACCACGUGGAAUUUUUACACUUUGAGAGCGAUAUUACCGGCAUAAAUCCGGAAAAUCCGGAAGGUGCGGUCCCACCUUUCAAGAUCGGUUUUAACCUCCCGCAAAUGACAAAGCUCAAAGAAUUUAGGAACGAUAUGCUGAACUGGUUUCAGUGUGGGGUUAAGUUGCGGGACAUUUCCACCGAGAGGAUCCCGACGUUACAAAGUUUACAACUCUUCAAUACUGAAACCGAGUUGGACGGCGUGUUGAUAAGGAUUGUCAAGAAGAAGGAUUUAUUUAGCGGGGUGAAAAACCUGAGCGUGGCAAAUGUCGAGGACCCCAAAUUAAUUUCGGCAUUGAAAAGCCCAUUCCCGAAGCUGGAGAGGUUGUCAAUUAUGCAGAUCGGGAAUCGCGGUGCCGAAAAGCUGGUUGAAGUUGGGCAACAUCUAGCAGCGUGUGCCCCGCUGGGAUUGAAACAUUUAGAGCUAGAACUUUCCAACGAGCUGACGAAUUUGUCCGAGUUUAGCGAAGAAGUUGGAAAUUGCGGAGAGUUUUUAAAAGAUCUCAAGACUUUGGAUAUAAAUUUGUACGACUAUGUAGAGGAUGACUUGGAUCUUGUGCAGAUUGGGGAGGGACACUUUAAAGAGUUUCUUUUUGCGAUGAAGGGACUGGAAAAUGUAACCAUUGAUGGAGUUAGGGGCAGUUAACGUUUUGAUUGCAAACUGGUCACUCCUCUCAACCUUGGCCUCAAUACUGGCCUUAAUCUAUAUCGG
Molecule: messenger RNA, 1435 nt
Organism: Folsomia candida
Lineage: Eukaryota; Metazoa; Arthropoda; Collembola; Entomobryomorpha; Isotomidae
Exons: 4
Coding region: 470-1369 (299 amino acids)
Source: RefSeq, a predicted model, not a curated record